AUCUCAGAAAGACAUCCAUAUCCAAUACUAAGUCUACUCGGGACAUAUUUCACCAAAUGGCAAUAUGCUUUAACACAUUUGUGAUUAAUUUCGUUGUAAUUAAUCAUGGCUACCCACAACAAAGAAAUCAAUAGCGUUUUCAUCAUAUUGACAGUAUACCUGCAUCUAACCAGCGGGGAGUUCUCGUACCCUGAUGUCUUCGACGAUCCUGAACGCGACACUUUAAUCUCCGGGCAGUUUCCAGAUGGCUUUGCCUGGGGCUCGGCCACCUCCGCCUACCAGGUCGAAGGAGGGUGGAACGAGGACGGCAAGGGCGAGAGCAUCUGGGAUACCUUUUCUCACGAAGGCCGGAUCUAUAAUAACCAAACCGGCGACGUCGCCUGCGACAGUUACCACAAGUACACCGAAGACGUCCAGCUAGUUAAAGCCAUAGGACUGACCCAUUACCGCUUCUCCAUCUCGUGGCCAAGGAUCUUGCCCCAGGGCACAAUUGCUGGCGGCAUUAAUCAGGCUGGCUUAGAUUACUAUACCAAUCUGAUCGACGAGCUCAUUGCCAACGGCAUCGAACCCGUGGUCACCCUCUACCACUGGGACCUUCCUCAGGUACUCCAGGAUGAUUACGGUGGAUGGGAGAAUGACACUCUGGCCGACUUGUUCAACGACUACGCUGAUGUGUGCUUCACAGAAUAUGCUUCUAAGGUUAAAAUCUGGAUUACGUUCAACGAACCCUAUGUGGUGACAUGGCUCGGUUAUGGGAUAGGCAUCUUCGCCCCUGGUAUAGUCAGCCCUGGAUACGCUCCCUACCGUGCUGCCCAUACUAUCAUCAAAGCCCAUGCAAAAGCAUACCACACCUACAGAAAUAACUACUAUUCUCAAUAUGGUGGCAAGGUAUCCAUCACCCUCAGUACCGACUUUGGACAACCAAAAGACCCUGAGAAUGAAGAGGACAUCGCAGCUGCUGUAAGAUACAUGCAGUUCACAGCAGGAUGGUUCGCACACCCAAUAUUGAAGAAUGGUGACUAUCCAGAUGUCAUGAAGUGGCAGGUCGGUAACAAGAGUCUGGAGCAGGGUCUUUCCGAGUCACGUCUUCCAGAGUUCACUGAGGAGGAGAAGCAGUACAUCAAGGGUACAGGAGACUUCUUUGGGCUGAACAGCUACACUACGACCGUGUGCGAACAUAAAAUUAUAUCAGGAGAUCCCAAUUAUGAGGGUGACCAGGAUGUGGAGCGAGGCCAACCGGAUAAUUGGCCAACGUCUGCUUCUGAAUGGCUCCGACCAGUUCCUUGGGGUUUGAGAGGUCUCCUAAACUGGGUCAAGGAUGAGUAUGAUGGUAUCGACAUCUACAUCACUGAGAAUGGUGUUUCUACCCCCGAUGAGUUCAACCUUGAUGAUGAUGCCAGGGUCACAUUCUACCAAGCUUACCUCAACGAAGCCCUUAAAGCUCAAAUGUAUGACGGUGUGAACCUCGUUGGCUAUUUUGCUUGGUCACUCAUGGACAACUUUGAAUGGACUUCCGGUUACAGUCAGCGCUUCGGACUUCAUUACGUUGAUUUUGAAGAUACUGAUCGACCCCGAACGCAGAAAAAAUCUGCAGAGUGGCUGACAGAAAUCGUAGCGUACAAUGGAUUUUCAGAUCCUGAACGCGACACUUUAAUCACAGGGAAAUUUCCCGAUGGCUUUGCAUGGGGAUCGGCCACCUCCGCCUACCAGGUCGAAGGCGGGUGGGACGAGGACGGCAAGGGCGAGAGCAUCUGGGAUAAAUUUGCCCACGACGGCCGGAUCUAUGCCUAUCAGAACGGCGAUGUCGCCUGUGACAGUUACCAUAAAUACGCCGAAGACGUUCAGAUGGUCAAGGCCAUUGGCUUGACCCAUUACCGCUUCUCCAUCUCGUGGCCAAGGGUUUUGCCCCAAGGCACGCUUGCAGGCGGCAUUAACCAGGCUGGCUUGGAUUACUAUACCAAUCUCAUUGACGAACUUGUUGCCAACGACAUCGUACCGGUGGUGACACUCUACCACUGGGACCUUCCCCAAGCACUCCAGGAUGUUUAUGGUGGAUGGGAAAACGAAACUCUGGCUGAUUUGUUCAACGACUACGCCAAUCUGUGCUUCUCCAAUUAUGCUUCUAAGGUUAAGAUCUGGAUUACAUUCAACGAACCAUACGUGGUGUCAUGGCUCGGUUAUGGAAUAGGCGUCUUUGCUCCCGGUCUUUACAAUCCUGGCUACGGUGCUUACCGAGCCACCCACACUAUCAUCAAAGCCCAUGCCAAAGCUUACCACACCUACAAAGAUAGCUAUUCCCAGUACGGUGGCCAGAUCUCCAUCACCCUCAGUACCGACUAUGGAUACCCCGAGUUUCCAGAUAAAGCAGUGGAUGUAGCAGCAGCUGACAGAUACAUGCAAUUCACUGCAGGAUGGUUCGCGCACCCGAUUUUGAUAAAUGGUGACUAUCCAGAUGUGAUGAAGUGGCAGGUCGGUAACAAGAGUAUGGAGCAGGGUCUCUCCAAGUCUCGUCUUCCAGAGUUCACCGAGGAGGAGAAACAGUACAUCAAGGGUACAGGAGACUUCUUUGGGCUGAACAGCUACACCACACAAAUAUGCAGAAAUCGACCUGAACCUGCAGGAGAUCCCAAUUAUGAGGGAGACCAGGAUGUAUAUCGCUACCAACUGGACAAUUGGCCAACGUCUGGUUCUGACUGGCUCAAACCGGUUCCAUGGGGUUUGAGAGGUCUUCUAAACUGGAUCAAGAAUGAGUACAACAACGUCCCCAUCUACAUAACUGAAAAUGGUGUCAGUGACGACAACCCGGAUGAAUUCAACCUUGACGAUGACACAAGGAUAAAGUUCUACAAUGCUUAUAUCAAUGAAGCUUUAAAAGCUCAAAAGUUGGAUGGCGUUAAUCUUGCUGGGUAUUUCGCUUGGUCACUCAUGGACAACUUUGAAUGGACUUCAGGUUACAGCCAGCGCUUUGGACUUCAUCAUGUAGAUUUUGACGAUCCAGAAAGGACCAGAACGCAGAAAAAGUCUGCCGAGUGGCUGACAGGAAUCGUAGCGUACAAUGGAUUUUCAUCAGCGCCACAUCUUCAAGCCACAACAUUUGUCCUAUGUCUUUCUGCCUUAAUUUAUAAAUUGUUUGUAUGAUAUAAAUUUCAUUUUAAUGUAUUUAUGUAGUUUUCUGCUUCAAUUUAUAUUCAAAUUCAAUGAUUUCAAACAACCAUAAACACAACACAAAUGUGUUGCUUUAUCAUUACCCAAGCAAGAAACUAUUGUAUAUGUAGAUGCAAGACAGAGCAACAGUGAGAAUGUGCUAAUUCAGUUGAUGCACUGGAAGAAGACUGUGGACUUUUCAUAUAUAUGCCAAUAUAUAUAUGGCAGGCGAUUGCAAUGGUGUACAAUAGUGAGUGGUGAGGAUAGGGCUGAGGAUGACUAAAACUAAAGUUUUGAGAUCAUAUUGGGUAGCUAGCCAUUAAGUGCUAGCAAAAGAUGACUUGAAAGAAGUAGAGAGUAAAGAGGGUGGGUUUAGGUUGAAGAAUUCCCUAGAAUGGGCAAAGGUGAUAUGGGGUGUGAUUCAGUUUAACUUUCACAUGUGCUUUGCUCAUCAGUGAAUUAAAUGACAAGACUUGCCCAUGGUCCUCCAUGAGCCCUUUGACACAAAGGAUUGCUUUGGAUUUCAUAUGUGAAAGAAUAAUACUGAUUGGUUCCUAGUCAGUGUUUAGAACAAAGUACAUAUGAGUCUUUCCAUGAAGUUGAGGCACAAAUUGUGACAUUUCAGCAUAACUCAAUACUAAAUAUAGUAUAUGUUUGUAGGCUUUACAUUUGUAUUAAGACCAUACAUUUUACUGGAAAUUUGGGGCC
Molecule: messenger RNA, 3852 nt
Organism: Lytechinus variegatus (green sea urchin)
Lineage: Eukaryota; Metazoa; Echinodermata; Echinoidea; Temnopleuroida; Toxopneustidae
Product: lactase-phlorizin hydrolase-like
Exons: 10
Coding region: 106-3138 (1010 amino acids)
Biological process (GO): carbohydrate metabolic process
Molecular function (GO): beta-glucosidase activity
Source: RefSeq, a predicted model, not a curated record